ACAGUCGCUGACGGUCCACCGAGCUCUCCGAAUCGAACAGUAUACACUUGACACCUAUCGCGACCGAAAAACACACCGAAACGGUGUAAAUGUGACGAGAACCGAUUAGUGCAGUGGUUGCGACGCUCAGUUGAGGAGUUUAUUCAUUUAUUUUCCGAGAAGCCCAGACUAUACACUAGAUGUUCCACAGCCGCCUCGCCAUGUCCUCAGUCCUGCUCCUUUCCAUUCUGGGCGCUUCUGGCACUCAGCACUGCCCCAUGUGGCGCGAAAUAGCCCCCUGCACGUGCAGACUUGACUCCUACAAAAUCACGUCGAUCGCUUGCGACAACAUGACGUCAUUCGAGCAGGUGGAGAGUUUGCUGAGGGGGCGCUUCCAUCCGAUGGACAGGGUGUCGCUCAGAUUGGCAGCUUCGAAUAUGAGGGAUCUCGAAUACAGGGCGUUCAAGGAACUCAACAUGACCAUCGAGAAUUUGAAGCUGAACCGAGAUUAUAUCGGACGUUUGAACCCAGAGACUUUCGAGGGCCUCACAAAAGUGAACUACCUCAGCCUGGCAGACAAUGUGUUGGAAGAUGUUCCUCAACAACUAUGGAAGGAAAUGCCCAACGUCAAAACUCUCGAUCUGGGAAGAACCAAAAUCAAGACCCUUACCUCAGGCAGUUUUUCGGACCUGAAACAACUAGAAUGCCUCGUACUUCCUGGCAACCAGAUAUCAGAAAUGGACGUCAACUCUAUACCACAGCAAGUGCAAAGACUCCACAUCGGCCGCAACUACAUCGAGGAUCUGAACAGCACCCUGAGGAACCUCUCCGAGUUGGGAUGGUUGUUCAUCAACUGCAACAGGUUGACGAAUCUGGACAACCAGUUGCCUCGCAACGCGCCAAAUUUGAAAUUGAUUCACGCUUCCCACAAUUUCAUUGAAAGGUUGCCGCGACAACUCAAGAAUUAUCCGUUGCUGGAGUCCAUAUUUUUCCAGAAUAACAAGCUGAAGUCUCUGGACGGUGCCAUUUCGAAGUCCAACCAUCUGAUGAGGGCUGUUUUAGAGCACAACCAAAUCAAUACGAUUUCUGAAAACGACUUCGCUGAAACUGAAAUGCUGGAAUCCCUCCUCCUUGGUCACAACGAAAUAACUUCCCUGAACAACUCGCUAUUGAGCCUCAGGAACCUGAAUUUCCUCAAUCUAGCUUAUAACCGUCUUGUGGAAUUCUCUUUCCAAGAAGUGGCUGACCUUCGAGAUCUCAGAAGCAUCGAUCUUUCGUAUAACCGUAUUGAAACUCUCAUAGGACCAGCAACAUUGUUUCAGAAUUUGGUGGAUUGGAACAGCAAAUUAACCGAAAUCAAGCUGGAUCACAACAAUAUUGAAACCUUGAAUGGGGCCUUAUCUGGUUUGUCUGAGCUUCUGAGGCUCAACUUGAGCUUCAACAAACUCAAAAAAAUAUCUCCCGAAGAUCUGAUUGGAUUGGAACAACUGCGGCUUUUGGACAUUUCACACAAUCAUUUGACCACAUUAGAAGAAACUAGUAAGACAUAUCUGCCAAGAUUGUCGGAACUGAAAGCUAGCCACAAUUACCUAACGAUUUUGGAACGAGACUUUCAUGGUUUGCCUGUACUUUGCCACGCAGACUUAUCAAACAACGAAAUAGUCGCCCUUGGCAAGGAUCUGGUAGCAAAAACUCGUUGUACCAUUGAACAUGGAGUACAUGAAGGAACAUGGGACACCUUGAAAAUCUACCUACAAGAUAAUCCUAUUCUAUGUGAUGCUGCUCUACCAGACAUAAUGUCAGUCAUGGAAAUCAACCACACGAGAAUAUAUGGUGUAUCUCAUAACUGUCCUCCAUUGAGUGAACAACCAACUACUUCCAAACCCAAUGCUUUCUUUGGAUACAUUCCGGAAUCGACACCAUCACUACCAACUGUGAUAGCUGUGGGUCACAAUGUGGACUAUCAAAAUGAACAAAAUCAUGCCAAUAAUUCAGAUCUGGAAUUGGGGGUGCAAACACAAUAUGCAGUCAAAACAGAUCAGGAUGUUGUAGAAAAUCAACCCAUUGUUUUGAGUUUACAGAAACCACAAAAUGGCGAAACAAAGACUAAUGACAAUGUGAAACAAAUUCACGAUUUGAACAUAACUGUUGAAGCUGGAACGACAGCUAGGGCUGAAAUAUUUGAUCCAGUACAACAGGGUAAACAAAUAAACAAACUGGCUUCAGAGAUUGAAGAAUUGAGGUCUAGAAUUGAUGAAUUAUCAUCUCAGAAUAAACUACUACUGCAAACACAACUGAAUAACAGUAUUGUAAAGUCCGGUGAUACUUUAUCAGAACUUCGAAAGCCAUGAAAUAGUAAUGAAAAAAUAAGGGAAAUUAGUUUUCAAAAAAUAACUUUUUACUAGUCAUCCAGAACCUACUUCUACUUAGUUAGGUUUAAUGCUACUUCAGAAUAUUUUUACAGUGGACUAGAGUACAAUUAUCUAUAUUUUAUAAAUUUUUGAAGUUACAAAAGAGAUGUGAUAACAUAACAGAAAAUAUCUUAAUAUUAUUGCUAGCAGUAUUGAAAAUUCUAGCAUUUGUAAAGCUGGCCAUUUUUUAUUAGGUACAAGGUGUCUCUGUAUUUUGACCCGUACCUACAGCUUCAACUUUACG
This is a messenger RNA of Phaedon cochleariae (mustard beetle), 2634 nucleotides long. NCBI's taxonomy places the organism in Eukaryota, Metazoa, Arthropoda, Insecta, Coleoptera, Chrysomelidae. The record is from the annotation of a GenBank genome assembly.